GGUGUUGCCUGCCCUGCCUCAAAUGAACUUGAGGCUCCGAUGUGGUCAGGCAUAUCUCGCUCGCUGCGCGCCGCGCGCCGCACCUAGCUUGGCUCGAGGAGCCAUAGGGUUUUCUAAAUGCACGGAUUCCAUAUGUGAUGAUGCUGCGCCUAGUGCUGGUCUUGAUCGGCCUUGUUCGCUCAGAGCGUCCAGUGAGUGGUCUCGGAUACGAGGUCAGACCUCAUAGAGCAGAUGCUCCCUCGUCUCUCCUGGAGACCCAUCUGAAGAAAUUUCGGCGGCGCGGUUCAGGGCACAAGACGAAGUGGGGAUUUAACCUCUUCCCGCAGAAGGAGAAGGUGCGGCCUUUGCCAGAGCUGGAGGGUAAGCUUGCUACCAAGGAGGAGUUCCAGAAGAUGUACAGCUACAACUGGCAGCAGAAAUGGCAGCGGGCCGCCACUUUGGAGGCGCGGAAGUUGUCCCUGGACGGGAAGAAGAAGUACACGCGGAAGCAGUGGGAGGAUAGGUACGGGGAGUCCAAGGACGCCAACAAGAAGUGGGAGCUCGCCGACUGGGUGUCGCCCGUGGAUAUCAGCCAGGAGGUGAAGAUCGAGUACCCUGCGGAGCGAUCGCUCGUCGAUCCUUCGCCGACCACGACGCCUGCAGGAAAAGCCGAGUAUCGCGAUGCAGCUGCAAAGAAUCCGGAGGAGCGGAGGCCUUUGCCCCCCCCGGAGAAGAGCCUCAUGAAGACGGAGCAGGAGUUUCUGGCCAAGUUCGGGGCUCGCCUGGGCGAGAAGAAAUGGCAAGAAGCCGAGCACUUGGAGGAGCGGAGGUUCGGCGCUGACGGUGGCAAGUACACGGCCGGGCAGUGGGCGGACGCCUUCGGGAACAGCAGCGAGGCCUGGCAGGCGGCGCGGCACGCGGACGCCGCGAAGAUGAUAGAGCUGGACCUGGGCUUCCACGAGGAGGCCAACGAGGACGCGGUGAGGCAGGCGGACGCGCGGGCCCGGAAGCUGGACCAGGAGACGGCGGAGGCCAAGCAGGCGGCCAAGGAGGCCAAGUCGUUGAGAGUCAUCGAGGAGGAGGCGAAGAGGAAGGCCAAGGAGGCCAAAGAGGCGCAAGCCGAGCUGGAGGCGGCGAGGAAGAAGCACGAGGUGGUCCAUUCAGGCCACUCAGGACCUCAGGAGGAGGACGGUGAAGACGAGGAGCUGGAUGAAAACGCGGAGCUUGGCGCGGACGAGAUUUCUGAGAUGGACAUCCCCAUUGCAGGAUCCAACACGUGGCCCCACUGCCCUUCCCGAAACGCCCACAGAUGUGGUGACAAGAAGCAUUGCUGCUGCAAUGUGGGCUCCAAGCUCCACACUGCCGAGAAGACCUGCAAGAAGUCCGGCAAAGGCGACAAGGACCCCGACGUGGUGCGGCGGCAAAUCCCAGGCUCCCGCGUCAGGGCGGAGUUCGGCGUUUGCUCCGAAGCCCGGGGGCACCACACCUGCGGCAGCGGGUGCUGCUGCAGCGGGCUGCUGGAGUUCAACGUGGACUCUCAGACCUGCGAGACGCCGCCUUCUGCGCAGGCGAACACCUGGGUAUCUAAACCUCUUCCAGACGCGGCACCUCCCAAGGAGGAGCCGAUCCCCGGGUCGCAGACCUGGAAGCAGGUGGGCGCCACCUGCGAGUCCAAGGAGGCUUACUCCUGCGGGAAGGAGCGCUCGCACUGCUGCUGUAGGUUCGGCUGCGAGUUCAUCGAGAUCUGGGAUAAGUGCGGGCACUGCAAGGACAACGUGCCCAUGGUCGUGCAGAACCUGAUUCCGGCAUCGCAGCUGUGGGAGCUGCGGGUGAAGAAAGGCGUGUGCAACGCCAAGCGGAGCCAUCCCUGCGGACCCGGGUGCUGCUGCAAUGCUGGUUGGACUUGGAACAAGGAGCAGCGGAGAUGUCAGGACCUCGACGAGGGCAACGAGGAGCCGGACACCUCCCCGCCACCAGAAGAGCCCAGUCCGGAGCCGGAGCCGAAAGGUUCCGCCUGCGCGGCAGGCAUGGGCCUUGCCUCUGCGGUACUGCUGUUCCAGGCAUUGCUGUGAGCGGUCUGCGGGUAUUUAGGUCAAAGAGUGCAGCCGCCUUCCGAGCUCAGUUGGCAGUUUCUGGGGAUUCAAGCGCUGGGGCGUUUCCCUUUUACCUAUCCUUGGAGGCGGCUGUGAAAAUGGAACGGCAGCCAAAGCUGUUGCCCUGACAGUCAACAGCUGCCGGGAUUGUCGGGAUAUUGCCGGCAGGGCAAGUGAGGGAGUGUUCUGGUUGC
This is a messenger RNA of Effrenium voratum, 2266 nucleotides long. Lineage: Eukaryota; Dinophyceae; Suessiales; Symbiodiniaceae. The record is from the annotation of a GenBank genome assembly.